This is a messenger RNA of Schistosoma rodhaini, 12026 nucleotides long. The record is from the annotation of a GenBank genome assembly. NCBI's taxonomy places the organism in Eukaryota, Metazoa, Platyhelminthes, Trematoda, Strigeidida, Schistosomatidae.
AUUCCAAUUUAAAAAGUAAGGAAGACGACAUUCAACCUAGUCACACAACCACAGUCAAUUUUCAAAGUUUCGAUUUCUCGCAAAAUAUUUUAUUCAGGGAUUUUUUUUUAUUAUCUUUGAAAGUGAAAACAUUGGCUCUUUUGUUACCACCAUAAGUGAAUAUCUUUCUAUCUUACACAAGUAAAAUAAGCAAAUUAGUCUACCGCAUAAAUAUUGUGCAGCAUUUGUGACAAAAUAACCAAUUUGGAAAGUUAUUAAAUUGAUUAGUAAUAUUUCUUGAAUUCAAAAGAACAUUUUCCUAACGAAAUGGACUAUCCAGAUCCAGAUGCCGGUUAUGUGGAUGAAGAUGAAGAAGAGAUACCAAUGGCUGAGAGGGAAUUGGCCGAAGAUGCUGAAUGGAAGCUUAUUCAAAAAAAUACUUUCACUAGAUGGGCAAAUGAACAUCUUAAACCUAAAAAUGUUUCCGUAGAUGAUCUUCAAUUUGAUUUAGCUGAUGGUCUUCGUUUGAUUGCAUUGGUUGAGUCGUUAUCUGGACAACAAUUUAAACAUGUGAAUAGAAAACCAAGUUUUCGUACCCAGAAAUUAGAAAAUGUUACAAUGGUUUUAAGAUUUCUUGAAGAGAAUGAAGGUCUUCGACUAGUGAAUAUAGAUAGUUCAGAUAUUGUUGAUUGUCGUAGUAAGCUUAUUCUUGGUUUAAUCUGGACUCUUAUUUUGCAUUAUUCAAUAACAAUUCCACUUUGGGAAGGUGAACCUGAUUUUGGAGCUCAAGGCCCAACACCAAAACAACGUCUCUUAUCUUGGUUAAAUAAUAAAUUAGCUGAUCGACCAGUUAAAAAUUUCACAACAGAUUGGAAUGAUGGUAUUGCAAUCGGUGCACUAGUUGAUGCAUGUGCACCAGGUUUAUGCCCUGAUUGGCGAGAAUGGGAACCGAAACAAAAUCUUCGUAAUGCUCGUGAAGCAAUGGGUGCAGCUGAACAAUGGUUAGAUGUUCCACAAUUAAUACGUCCAGAAGAGAUGACUAAUCCUAGAGUUGAUGAAAAAGCUAUGAUGACAUAUUUAAGUCAAUUUCCUAGUGCUAAACUAAAAGAUGGUGCACCUUUAAGACCAAAAUCAAAUCCUGGCCUUGUUCGGGCUUAUGGUCCUGGUCUCGAACCACAUGGAAAUACUGUUGGAAAUCCUGCACGGUUCACUAUUGAUACAUUCAGUGCUGGUCGGGGUGCUGUUGAAGUGAUUGUGCUGAAUCCUAAAGGACAAAGAGAACCAUGUGAUGUACUCAGUAAUAACGAUAAACAACAAACUUAUUCUUGCGCCUAUGUUCCAACACAAGAAGGUGAAUACAGGGUUAUCAUUAAAUUUGCCACCAAAGAAAUUUUAAAUUCACCAUUUAAAGUUAUGGUAGAGGGUGCACAAGGUGAUGGAAGUAAAGCAACUGCAUCUGGUCCAGGAAUUGAACCAACUGGGAAUCAAGUUGGUCGACGAACAUUCUUCAAUAUAUUCACUGCCGCUGCUGGACCUGGAAAUGCGGAUUGUGUAAUUCUAGAUCCUCAUGGUCGUCGUGAUUCGAUUAAACCUUUGAUAACUCGUCAAGGUGAAGAUAAUUAUCUUGUGGAAUAUACACCAAAAGAUGAAGGUCUUCAUUCAGUUAACGUAUUUUAUGCUGGUCAACAAAUAUCUAAUUCACCAUUUGGUGUGAUGGUUGGUCCACGACCACCACCAGUAGUACAAUCUCCUGCACCUAUAGUUAAUCAAGAAGCUCCGUUGCAAGCAACACAGGCACCUAGAAAAAUGUCUCAACCACAACGACCAGCCUGUGAUCCAAAACAAGCUUAUGCCACAGGUCGAGGAAUUCAACCUCAAGGUAUACGGGUCAAAGAUUUGGCUGAUUUCAAAGUACAUACAGAAGAUGCUGGUGAAGGUCCACUGGAAGUGUCUGUAAUUGCUCCAGAUGGUAGAGGAAUUCCUUGCACAAGUCGAAAAACUGGUGCCUAUUUGUUCGAUUGCAGCUAUACACCACAAAGACCAGGUACACAUCAAGUUAAUGUUCGAUAUGGUGGAGAUCAUAUUAUGCUAAGUCCAUUCACGGUGGAAGUUGCUCCUUACAAAGAAUCACGUAUAAGAGCAUUUGGUCCAGGUCUCGUUGGUGGUGUUGUCAAUAAACCAGCUGUUUUCGUCGUGGAAACGAAUGGUGAAACUGGAGCUCUAGGUUUUUCAAUCGAAGGUCCAAGUGAAGCAAGAAUUGAUUGUACAGAUAAUGGAGAUGGAUCAGCCACUGUAGCUUAUUGGCCAACAGCUCCUGGUGAAUAUGCAGUUCACAUUUUAUGCAAUGAUGAAAAUAUACCAAAAUCUCCCUUCAUGGUUCCGAUUGAACCAGAUAUGGGUAAAUGUGAUCCUGAAAGAGUUAAAGCACAUGGACCAGGUAUAAUGCCAACUGGGAACGUCGCUGGUCAACCAACUGAAUUUACAGUAGAUAUUAGAGAUUCUGGUGGUCCUGCCCCAUUAACAGUUGAAUGCAGAGACAAUGAAGGUGAACCAGUUGCAUUGAAAGUUCGUGAUAAUGGCGAUGGUACUUAUACAUGUAGCUAUACACCUAAAGUUCCCAAAAAACACACAGUUCUUGUUUCCUACGGUGGAGUCAAUAUACCUAGAAGUCCUUUCAGAGUUGAAGUAGCUGAACCUAGUAAUCCAGGAAAAGUACGCGUUUUUGGUCCAGGUGUAGAAAAUGUUACUAGAGGUCAACCAACCUAUUUCACAGUAGAUUGUAAACAGGCUGGACAUGGUAAUGUUGGGAUCAGUGUCACCGAUGAAGCUGGACGUGAUGUUGCUAUGGAUACACAGGAUAUGAGAGAUGGAACAUUUAAAGUUGCUUAUACAGCUAAUACACCAGGACCAUAUUAUACUGUACAAGUAUUUUUCAAUAAUCAAGAAGUUCCACGUAGUCCAUUUAAAGUACCUGUUAAACCAAAUAUCGAUAUGUCGAAAAUUCAUGUUGAAAAUCUUGAACCAAAUAUCACUACUGGUGUACCAACGGAGUUUGAUGUAAUAACGGCAGGUGCAGGCCCACCAAAUAAUAGUAAACCGAAACCAACUGUAACAGUAAAAUCUCCAAACGGUAUGCGUGUACCAUGCACUAUAGCUGAAAGCGUAGAUGGAUAUACACCUUCCUUUACACCAACUGUUGUUGGGCCUCAUACUGUUGCUGUUGAAGUUGGAGGUGUACCAGUCAAAGGUAGUCCAUUUCGUACAAACGCUAUUCCACCUGCUGCAGUACAGGAGCCUAUCUAUCCAAAAGAUUUUGGACGUCAGCAGGCUACUUCAACACCUAUUUCUGGACCUGAAGCAGCAGCUUUGGUCCGCGCUUAUGGUGACGGACUUUAUCGUGCAACAGCUGGAAAGCAGGCGAAAUUCACAAUCGAUAGUCAAGAUGCUCCACCUGCUCCACUAAGCGUCACAAUUGAAGGACCUGCAGAAGCUAAAAUAAAUUAUAAUGAUAACGGCGAUGGAACAUGUGGCGUAGAUUAUUUACCAACUGAACCAGGACCAUAUAUUGUAAAUGUUUUAUACAAAGAUACACAUAUUAAAGGAAGUCCAUUCCCUGUAAGAGUAGCUCCACUUGGAAGAGAACAUAUCGAUGUAUCCCGAGUACAUGCCUACGGUCCUGGAUUACAGCCAACUGGUGUUUUCAAAGAAUCAUUUGCUAAAUUCACAGUUGAUGCUAAAGCAGUUGAUCCACAAAGUAGAGGAAUAGUUAAAGCUAUUGUGGUUAGUCCAAAUAAACAAAGAACAGCAUGCUUAAUACAAAAUAAUGGCGAUGGAACAUACAAAUGCAGUUAUUCUCCAAUAGAUGAUGGCUUACAUCACGUUGAGGUUACCUAUGAUGGUGCACCAGUACCUGGUAGUCCCUUCCCAGUAAAUGUUGCUCCUGGAUGUGAUCCAACAAGAGUAAGAGCUUACGGUCCAGGCUUAGAAGGAGGGUUCACUCAUGAGCCACAAAGAUUUACGGUUGACUUAGAUGGUGCGGGUCAAGGUGCCCUUGGGUUAGCUUUAGAAGGGCCAGCUGACGCUCAAAUACAGUGUCAAGAUAAUAAAGAUGGAACAUGUACAGUGGACUACUUACCAACACGGGCAGGAACAUAUGAUAUCUUCGUUAAAUUUAACGACAUGAAUAUUCCAGGUAGUCCAUUUCAAGUUCCCAUACGAGAUGUGGUUGACCCGACUCGUGUUCGUUGUUAUGGUCCAGGUCUAGAGCCUAGAGGAGCACGAGCCCAACAACCAGCUCAGUUUACUGUUGAUGCUUCACAGGCAGGAGAUGCGCCUAUCCAAGUCGCAACAGUUGAUCGUGUUGGAAGAACAGCACCGGCACAUGUUGUUCCACGGCCAAAUCAACCAGGUGUUUAUGAUGUGACAUAUGUUCCAGAUACUGAUGGUCCAUGUCAAAUUGAAGUUAAACAAGCAGGAAAUCAUGUAGCUCGAUCACCAUUCACGCAACAUGUCUUACCAGCUUUUGAACCACAACGUGUGCGUGUAACAGGUGAAGGCGUACAUCCAACUCGUCCAUUAGGACUUCCAGCUACUCAACCGACUUCUUUCCAAGUAGAUACACGAGAUGCAGGUCUCGGAGACCUAGAAUUAUCAGUAAUGGAUCCUGAUGGUCAACCAUUACAAUUAGAAGUAGUGGAUGUUGGGGAUGGAACAUAUAUAUGUCAUUAUACACCAAUGAUCGUUGGACGCCAUACUGUACGAGUGAAAUAUGGUGGGCAAGAAAUUCCUGAAAGUCCAUUCCUAGUACCAGUUGCACCAUCUGGACGAUCUAAUAUGUGUCGUAUAGAAAAUGGAAAUGAUAGCCGAAUACCUGUUGGUCAAGAAUGUGUUAUCAGUGUGAAUACACAACAAGCUGGUGUUGGACAGUUAACUUGUCGUAUUGUUACACCAUCUGGAGCAACAGCCGAUGUUGAAAUUCAUGAAGCACCAAACGGUCGAGUUAAUAUUUACUAUACACCACCAAUUCGUGGUGAUUAUUUAGUUGAGAUAAGAUUUGGCGGUGAACUUAUACCAAAUGGAAGGUUUAACCAAAAAGCUGUCAGCCCAGAAGAACUAAUGAAUGAUGUAACUGAUCAAAGAGUACAACAUGUAACUGUACAAUCUGUACAGUCUGUCCAGUCUUCAACCGUCACAACAGGAUAUCACCCAGUUGACUUUAAACUACCUGUUGGCCCAACAUUUAGUCAUGUGGAAGGUUUGGUUCGUGCUCCAAGUGGUCGAAUUCUACAUCCGACUUUAUUGGAUAAUGGUGAUGGAACAGUUACAGCACAAUUUCAACCAAAUGAACCUGGACUUCAUGAAUUAGAAAUAACUUAUAAUGGCCAACCAAUACCAGGCAGUCCUUUCAGAUUCUAUGUUGAAGCUGUUGGAUCUGGGAUUGUUACAGCUUAUGGACCAGGAUUAUCUUGUGGUCGUGCUGGAGAACCAGCAAAUUUCACUUUAAUUACGCGCGAUGCUGGAGCAGGCGGAUUGUCACUUUCCGUUGAAGGACCAUCCAAAGCCGAUAUUCAAUGUGAUGAUAAUAAAAAUGGUACUUGUAGUGUAAGCUAUUUACCAUUAGUACCUGGUGAGUAUACAAUAUCGAUUAAAUUCAUGGAGAAUCAUAUACCUGGUUCACCAUUCACAGCACAUAUAGCAGGGGAAUCACGCAGAUUCAAUCAAGUUUGUGUCGGUACUACCAGUGAAAUGCCGUUGCGUAUUACAGAAACAGAUAUUUAUAAUCUUGUUGCAACCGUCCGUAGCCCAUCUGGACAUGAACAACCAUCAACAUUAAAAAGACUGCCAAACGGACAUCUAGGUAUUUCAUUUACACCUCAUGAAAUUGGUGAACAUUUUGUUAAUGUAUUCCGUAAUGGUCGACAUAUUGCUAAUAGUCCAUUUAAAAUUUAUGUUGGUGAAAAUGAAAUUGGUAAUGCAUCUAAAGUUCGUAUUUAUGGUAAUGGAUUAAGAGAAGGUAUGGCAAAUCAAAAUUGUCAAUUCACUGUUGAUACAAGAAAUGCUGGUUACGGUGGCUUGAAUCUAUCAAUUGAAGGACCAAGUAAAGCAGAUAUUGAAUGCCAUGAUAACCAAGAUGGUACAUGUUUAGUUACAUAUCGUCCAACUGAACCUGGAACAUAUAUAAUCAAUGUUAAAUACGCUGAACAACCAGUACCAGGCAGUCCUUUUGUAGUUCAUAUUGGUGGUGAACCAUCACUUAGAAUGAUGGAAAGAAUUACACGACAAAGAGAACUUGCUGAUGCAACAUAUGUAGGCAGUCAAUGUGAAUUAAAUUUGAAAAUUCCAGGAAUAAAUAUUCGUGAUUUAACAGCUAAUGUAACUAGUCCAUCAGGAGUAAGUCAACGAUGUGAUGUCUUAGCUAUGGAUGAUGUGAACUAUACCAUUAAAUUUGUACCACAAGAAAUGGGUGUACAUACUGUUUCAGUACGUCAUCGAGGAUCUCAUAUUUCUGGUAGUCCAUUUCAGUUUACAGUUGGUCCUAUUACAGAAGGUGGAGCGCAUAAAGUACAUGCUACCGGUCAAGGAUUACAAAAUGGUUUAACUUAUUCACUAAAUGAUUUUAGUAUUUAUACUCGUGAAGCCGGUGCAGGUGGUUUAUCAAUUGCUAUUGAAGGACCAAGUAAAGCCGAAAUAAAUUUCGAAGAUAGGAAAGAUGGUUCAUGUGGAGUUUCUUAUCGUGUAACUGAACCAGGUGAAUAUUUAUGCUCUAUUCGCUUCAAUGAUGAUCAUAUACCGAAUUCACCGUUUCGUGUUAUCAUAAAUGAAGCGAUGGAACGAACAUUCUAUACACCUGAAACUAAAUUAUUGAAUAUUACAAGUAUUCAAGAUCGUGGUCUGUCGGUUGGGCGUCCAACAGCAUUCACAGUAAAUUACUCAGGAAUGACAGGUAGAAUGAGAGCAUAUGUAGUAGCUCCAUCUGGAAUACAGUCAGAUGCAUUUGUACACCAAGUGGAUGUUGAUCAACACGCAGUAAGAUUUACACCUCAUGAAAAUGGAGCACAUUUGGUGCAUGUACUAAUGGACGAACGUCCAGUACCUGGAAGUCCAUUCCGUGUAUUGGUUGGACAAGAAGAGAGUGGUCAUGUUACAGCUAGUGGGGAAGGUUUGACUCAUGGACGUGUUGGUGAACGUAAUCGAUUUUUCGUAAACACUGUUCAAGCUGGAAGUGGUGCUUUAUCAGUUACUGUGGAUGGUCCUAGUAAAGUCCAAUUAAAUUGUACUGAACGGUCAGAUGGAUACGAUUUCACUUAUUUGCCAUUAUCGCCUGGUGAAUAUCUUAUCAGUAUUAAAUAUGGUGAUUCACAACAUAUUAUAGGUUCACCAUAUAAAGCAAUUGUGACAGGAGAUGCUGUACACGAAACAAUCACAACUGACACAACACAUGUUGUGGUAGAAACAGGAGGACGUAUGGUUAAUGGACCACAUUCUAAUCUUGGUCCAUCUAGACCGGAUCGUGUUACAUGCUCUGGACCGGGACUUAAACAAGCAUAUCUUAAUGAAGCUAAUACAUUUACAGUUAAUGCAUCACAAGCAGGUCAUGAUGUACUGUAUGUUGGAGUAUCUGGACCAGUUGUAGCCUGUGAAGAAGUCAACAUUAAACAUAUGGGUUAUGGUCAAUAUUCAAUUAGUUAUACUGUACGUGAUCUUGGUCGUCAUUUAAUUAUGAUUAAAUGGGGUGAUCAACAUGUACCAGGCAGUCCAUUCACUGUUGAUGUUAUCUAAUUCAAUGAAAUCUUUUUUUAAAAAAAUCAACUGUAUUACAAUUUGUCCAACCAAUUUUAGUACCAUUCAUGACAAGGCUUAUGAUAAUUACACGCUUAUUAACUAUACUUUUAAAUGACUGAUAAUAGAUAUUCCUUUACAUAUGAAUGUAAUAAUUACAACAAAGUGUUAUCCACAAAUAUAUAGAGGGUGAAUUGUUUAAAACAACAACAACAACAGUAAAGCACCUAGUUUACAAAUGCCUAUAUAAAACUAAUUGCAUUGCUUUAAUCCUUCAUACAUUUCUACCCCUAGGCUUUUUCUGAAAUUUCUUUUCGCAUGACUUUUCUCCUUUUCUUGGACUUUCAAAAUGACGAAAACACACAUUACCAACUGGGAAGGACUCACUAUAGAUAGACAUAUAGUAUUCUUCUUUGUUCCGUUAGUAUUUCGCUUCUGAAAAAUGAAAAAAAAUUGUUUACUAUUAUUUAUAUUGUUAAUAAUCGUCAACUCAACAGAUUUACAUGUUACACUUACAAGUGUACUUCUGAAUUAGCCGAUUGAUGCUUCCUUCAAUUGUUUGUUAUUGUUCAAAGAAUUAAAGCAUAUUCACUAACACACUAUUUAUAUUGUAUUCUAAAUCUAUUCUUUUUCGUCUAUAAACAAUGUUAUCCCGUUAAAAAGUAUCCCCAUUUAUUAUUAUUAUUAUUAUGAUAUAUAAUACGUGUCAUCAAGUUUAAACAAUGUUGUUUGAAUGAAACAAACAAGCAUCAACUACAUAUAUUGGUUCUUCUUUCUUUUAUCUCAAAUACAACACCUUAAUGCCUUACUACUUAUUCCCUAAUUCUAUUAGUGCCUAAUUAUUAUUAUUAUGGCUUUCUUAAUUUCUUAGUAAAUUAUUAUCUAAACAAACCUAAUUUAACUAAAACCCACCUUCCAACUUAAGUUAGUUAAUAAUUUUGUUUGUUUGUUUGCUUUUACUGUUUGAUCCGACCCUAUGGGUUAGAUGAUAACCAAAGACAGUGGUAAAAAGUAUAAUUUAAUUCUUUAUAAUUAUGAAUUUGAAGUAAACUAUCUAUUUGAUUUCUGAUUAUAAUUUUAAUUACCUUAUGUGUUAUUCUUGUUGUUGAUGGAAUGAAAAUUUUCAUAAAAUAUUUCAUUAUUAUUCGAUAGGUAUAUGAAUUUCACUUCAGAUAGGAUUUGUCAGACAUUUGUAAUAGGAACUGUUAUAUCUUGAAUUUAGAUUCUUAGUAUGUCACUUGAUAGUUGAGCACUCGAACGCUAGAACCCUCCAAAGUCGUAAAAUGAGAAGACAGAAGACUAGUAAGUAGGAAUGUUAUUCCAAACAGUGGCAAAUAUAGUACAAAAUCUUAUGUAUUUAUAGUUUUUUUUGGCUGAAAGUAAAUUAUCAUUUCGGACAGCCAAUAUGGACAUAGAGGGUCCUUCUUAUUCACCCAAUAAGGAAGUUACACGUCGACAUUCUGGAGUGUUCCUCUAGCGGUGAUCGGAUGGAAUGUCUUCGGCUCUUUCUGGGCUUCUUGAGUUUGCUAACGACCCAUCCUUACAGGAAGGUAACCUCAGCGUGAUAUAUCUCAAGGUUAGUGUUAGUAAACUAUAUGGAUGUCCUUCGGUGGCUCUGAAACAACAUUGACGAAGUAAGAUCCGCCUACAGCCAGCCAAGAUGCAGUUGAUAUGAAUGUAGGUAGUUCUCUGACUUUAAAUAACAAGAACCUAUACGUUAUCUAUAAAAUUUAUUAAUCAAGAGCCUUUUUGUAUCUAAAUCUGAUUGGUUCGUCAGUAUAGCAUACAUCUGUCCCUGAGAAUCUAUUCGGAAAAUUGCUUGUCUUGAUUACUACUGACUCCGAUAAAUAAAUUAAAUCUAUCGAACAAGUAUUGAUGAGUUUAAAUGUAAAGUCACAUUACUUCAGCUGACAAGGGCAAACUGUAACUAAUUAAGUCCAAGGCGAUAACUGGUCUUUGAUGAAUGAACAUGUUAAAAUGUAGAUUUUGCAGUUCGAUAACUGCAACAAAGUUUCAUUCUUAUGAUUGACAUUAGACACAGAGGAUUAUUUGUCCAGUUUGCCGGUAAAAGACUUAAGCGCAGUUGACAAAGAUGUUUAUUAUAAUUUCCAUAGACGUAUUUCUAAUCAAAGUGACAAUUAGUAAACUCCUUAAGUAUCUCAUCUCGAGACUAACAUCUGAACAUGUAUUAAAGGUUGUCUUUUGAAAUAUCUAUGUUAUGACUAUCAGUAAAAUAACAAGAAACAAUGUAUGAGUAAACUGAUUGGAGCAAACAAAUUACGACUAGAUCUCAACAAGAAAACCUAUUUAAAAAGAUAACUUAUUAUUAACCUGAGGCCUUAAUUCAUAAGCAAUGAGAAUGUUCAAAUCUUAACCUUGAAAAGUAGUAAUCAAUGCAACUAAACACUAAAGAUAUCGACUUAACAGUUUUAUUAAUAAUACGAUGUAACUCAUCUAUCAUGUACAGAAUUAUUUAUUUGAUUUCGAAGCACAUCGAACGAGACCAUAAUUUAUGGAAGACCUUUGAACGAAUCUUGAGAGAUUUCAGUCAAUCACAAUACAGUAUAGAGUAAUAUAUUAUACAAAACCAAAAAUUUAGAGUGGAUACACUUUUUAAACGUAGUUGAAAAACCUCCAGAGGUUAGAAAAAGGCUGUGCAGUUCUAAACUUGUAAUGCAUACGUACAGGAGCUCAUCCAUGUAACUCAAUAAUAGUCGACUUCUGGAGCCAUGAUAAUGUCGAGGACAUUCUUUUAGCGUCCACCAAAUUGCUUCUGUAUUAUUGGUGUGUACUCCCGUGGUGAGGUCUACAAAAUCUCGCUUGUGAGCGAUGAUACGAUACACAUAACUAAGUCUAGAUAGUCAUCGACAUGCUUUCCAGUCAUCCGUUUUUAUUGUGGUACCCGGCUGCACAUACUCUCCUAUAAAUGGUAUAAUCGUUGUAGCCUGUCGGUUUCUCACGUGCUGGAAAUGUCCCUUAUGAGAUGGUCUAUCAUAUGUACCAAAGACCUGUUAAGUAUACUUAAGGAAGUGCUACUUACUCUGUCUUCUUUAACAUUUCUCCUAACGACUAUUUCGUCGAUUUCUAUGAUUCUCCCGAUUCCUCUAAAAGACUGAUGCUUUUCAUUUUCAUUGCACAUAUAUUUUGACGGUACUCAUACCAUUGAACUGCCGAAGCCUUAGUAACAUCCGCAAAGGUUGCAGCCAGUGUUACUGGUUCUUUCGUUAUCGAGUUUACAACAAAGUAUCAUAAUCUAUCUUAGUGUUAAUUGGGAUCGAGUGAAAAAAGUCGCGGUUCUAGAAGACGUUUUCCUCCAAUAUAUAUUACAUCGAGAUACAACAUCGUCACGAUAGUCCGAACAAUGUCCAGCAGUCAUCUGAGCACCACAAUCUCAGUAAUCCCAUUUGUUGUAGCCGCUCAACUAUAACGUCCUCCUUGAAAUCCGCUGUAAACCGAUAGUACGUGAGCAUUGGUUAUUGAAAUAGGUGCUAUGACCUUGAGAUCGCUCACUCGCUUUGAGUUGGCUCGUUCAUAAAUCAUAGUCUCGUCACAACUUUUGGUCUGUAAAGCUCUUGAUGUCGAUUUCAUCUGAAAUUUGUUUCUCUUUUGUAGUUUUAGUUCUCCUAACAGAAAAGUGUACAAUACACUAUGUAUUAGUAGAUUGAUAAAUCUCGACCAGAUAAUCAAGAUACAUCACAUAUACAACUUUCGAAUUGUCUUAUAAUGAUGUGACAAUAAGUAAGGAGAAUAUAUAAAUGAAAUUUAAGUGUGAAUUAACAACAACGAUUGCCAAUUGUACAUUACAUGAAUUUACUCAGAUGAUUUCUUAAUUGACUGAUGUAUAUCUGGAUUACUUCGAUUAUCCAUUGAAUGACAAACUAUAGCUGUAUAGAUUUAUAGAAUGUGUACUCGGAAUUGAGCUAAACAUUUUAGACAAGUUUCAGGAAUAAUACAUGAACCAAAAUCCAUACAAAAUAGCAACCAAUAAAUAUAAUUUAUUUAGCAAGGGUUAAGCUAAUUUAUUGAACUGCGCACCACACAACUACCGAAUAUUAUUUAUUUAAACACAUAAGUGUUGGUACAAACGAGCACCAGAUAUAUAUGCGCCACACAAAUCUCAUUUGACUUGUGUGAACGAUGUGAUACUGACCAUGGUGCCCAAACUGAAGCAGGUGGUUUUCUUAGGAGGUCACACCCGAAGCAUUUGACCCAAAGGUCUGAUCCACAAGGCAGUGAAGCAUCGUGAGGAGAUGCAGUCCCAUGGUAAC